Messenger RNA from Cajanus cajan (pigeon pea), 1419 nucleotides. Lineage: Eukaryota; Viridiplantae; Streptophyta; Magnoliopsida; Fabales; Fabaceae. The record is from RefSeq and is a predicted model, not a curated record.
AUGGAGGUCCGCUACAAACUAUUCAUGGGCACACUCAAAAAGGCAGUACUUGAUUGGUUUAGUAGUCUCCCUGACCGAUCAAUCACCGACUUCGACGUCUUCGGUCGGCUCUUCAUGGCGCAAUUCGCUGCCAACAAGAAGAAACCACCGAUUACGGCGGACUUGUUCGACUUCAAGCAGCAAUGCGGGGAGUCAUUAAAGGAUUUUCUACAAAGGUUCAACGAGGUCGCCUUGAGAAUAGGGUCGUUGGACGAGAGGAUGGCAGUCAUAGCAUUCCAGAAGGGCUUAAGGUCCGGAGCUUUUGACAUCGCGCUCGAGAAAGCUAACUGUCAAACGAUGUCGGAGGUGAGGGCCUUCGCCUUGAGUCACAUCAAGACGGAGGAAAACCAAAUUGUUAAAAGAGCAGCGGAAAGCCGAGAGGCAGGGGGCAGGAAUAAGGAAGGCAACAAGUACCUGUGGGUACGCUCAGACUGGAGCAAGCGACGUGAUCACUACGGUCCCAAGGAGGGAAAUCGUAGGCAGGCGGAUCAUGGCGGUCGGGCGAAGGGCGAUUGGGUACGAAGCAACGAGCAAGAAAAAUUCACCCCACUCAACGUCCCCAGGAGGCACAUACUCCAUGACAUCAACAGCGCUUCACUCUUCGAGUUUUCGGCGGUGACCGACCACCAGCAGAUUGAGCGUCUCAUCAAGGAAGGUCGCCUGAAGAAGUUCAUCGCAGGUAAGCAUGAUGAAAGCUCAUCGGACAGACGACGCAGACAUGAAGGGGAAGAUGCGAGGGGAGGAAGACGCAAAGGGAGAUCUCCUCCGGGAGACAUCCCGGAGAAGAGUUCAGAGACCCACCAACAGGUUGUUCAUGGAGACUUUAACACCAUAGCGGGGGGAUUCGCCGAAGGAGGUCCGACAUCGUCGGCACGGAAGAGAUAUUCUCGUUCCGUAUUGUCGGUCUCGGAUUGGGAAAAACCUUCCCAGUCUGCCAUCACGUUCUCGGACGCCGACUUCGAGGGGGUGUCUCCCCAUGAGGACGACCCCAUAGUCGUCUCGGCAAUCGUCAUGGGCUACAAUGUGAAGCGAGUGUUGGUGGAUCAAGGCAGCUCGGCUGACAUCAUGUUCUGGGAAGCUUUUAUCGGGAUGAAAAUUCUGACUGACCGUCUUAUGCCCUAUGCAGGUACGUUAGUUGGUUUUGCAGGUGAUCAGGUAACGGCCAGGGGGUACACCGACUUGGAGACUACUUUCGGUCGGGGAGACCACAUGAAGACUAUCACUGUCCGAUACCUGGUGGUGAAUGCCCAAUCAUCCUACAGCAUACUGGUCGGCCGUCCUACACUGAACAGGUUGGGAGCGGUCGUCUCCACACCCCACUUGAAGCUGAAGUAUCCUUUGCCCAACGGAAAGGUCGGGGUCCUCUGUGUCGAUCAAUAA